Molecule: messenger RNA, 954 nt
Organism: Lithohypha guttulata
Lineage: Eukaryota; Fungi; Ascomycota; Eurotiomycetes; Chaetothyriales; Trichomeriaceae
Exons: 3
Coding region: 1-954 (317 amino acids)
Source: RefSeq, a predicted model, not a curated record
AUGCUGUUCAGACAAACUCUGGCUCUAGUGCCCCCCCUGCUUGCUCUUUCGUCUCCGACGAUUGAGAGCAACCUACACGCUAGACAAGCAUACUCUCUAGUAGGAACAGGCUUCGACAAUGACACGAAAAUCCUGGGCAAUUACUACAAUUAUUGGUCAGUACUGGCAAAUGGCACUGUCGAUUUGACUCGAAGCAACACUGUACCAGUCACAACGCCAAAGACCCUGCCAAUGUGGGGAUCUCGUCCCGAGAUCAUCAUCGAGCCAACUAGGUCAGCACUGGUGAUCAUUGACAUGCAGAAUUACUUCCUACAUCCUCAGCUCUCUCCCAACGCUACAGCUGGACGUGCUGCUGUUGCGCCAACAGUAAAUACGAUCAAUGGCUUUCGAGCGAAUGGCAUGAAAGUGCUCUGGACUAAUUGGGGCCUGACCGGAUAUGAUCGGCUGACUAUUCCACCUGCUUUCCUCUCAAGUUUCAGUGCAAACGGUUUCAACACAAUGGGUAGUAAUUUGAACACGCAAACCUUCGGCGGCGACAUGGGCACGAUUGUAGAGAACGGCACAAUCAUCAAUGUCGGCAGGAAGUUGUUCAGAGGAGCCUGGAACGCAGAGCCUUACGGCGUGUUGAAGACAAUGAAGGAUGAGGGAUUGGCUGCUGGUACUGAUCUGUAUUUCAACAAGAAUAGGUUCAGUGGUCUGUGGGGUCCACAGACUCCUCUUGGUCUCUGGUUGCAGGAGAACGAGAUCACUACUUUAUUCUUUGGAGGUGUCAAUACCGAUCAGUGUGUCUGGGGAACGCUGAUAGAUGCUUAUUUUAAAGGUUAUGAUGUGGUCUUUGUCGAUGACAUAUGUGGGACAACAAGCCCCCAGUUUGCCACUGAUAUGUGUCGUUAUAAUGCCGAUCUCAAUGGUUUCCUCGGAAACAGCUCUGACAUAUUGGCUGCACUAUCAUAG